Molecule: messenger RNA, 609 nt
Organism: Talaromyces stipitatus ATCC 10500
Lineage: Eukaryota; Fungi; Ascomycota; Eurotiomycetes; Eurotiales; Trichocomaceae
Product: C2H2 transcription factor (Egr2), putative
Exons: 2
Coding region: 1-609 (202 amino acids)
Source: RefSeq, a predicted model, not a curated record
AUGCCGUCGAUUCUGAACAACGACGACAAUCCCGCCUUUGCGGUGCGAAGAGCCGUAGACACACCAACCUAUAAACCGCCAUACGAAUCAUCAUAUCGCAAAGUCGAAUAUGCUCCUACACAACCUUCAUGGGCAGCACAUCACACACAUCAACUGCCAACGACAUCGUAUCCAACACCUCCCAGUACCUACUAUACAUCCGACGCAGGCUCUUCGCCGUACUCGAGUAAUCAUCAUCAGCACCUUCAUCAUCACCAUCCACCACAACACGGUGCCCUCACUUAUCAGCACCAUCGCACACCCUCUAUACAAAGUAACAGUGACUUGUCUAGCCAAUCCAUAUCAUCCCCAUCAGGAGCCGCUUUCUACAACCCUCCCCCAACAACCGAGACGGCAAAACCGGCGAAGAAGAACAAAUAUCCAUGUCCUUAUGCGGCAUCUCAUGCUUGCACUGCUACCUUCACAACCUCUGGUCAUGCAGCGCGCCAUGGAAAGAAACAUACUGUUUGCAACAAAGCUUUUACUCGGAAGGACAAUAUGAAACAACAUUGUCGCACACACCGGGUAUCCGACAACGAAGCUGCCUCUCCCACGACAAGUGAGCUAUAA